CGUUCCGGGGGGAGCCGAGCGGUGUGCUCGGGAUGGGAGAAACGACGAGAGAAUUGCCGGGCAAGCGGAACGGAUUUGCCGAGGCGUGCGGUCCGAAGGUGCCGGGAGCGGAGCUGGCUGCCGGUCCCGUGCCUCCACGCUUUCUUUGGACAAAGUCCCGUGGUGCCACGCAGCGCUUGGAAACGGGGAGAAAGAGCGCAGCGGCAUCACUCAGAAAAAGUUCUGUGCUGAUGGCCCUGGAUGUGGCAAAGUCGCUCUCUGAAGCCUCGCUGAGCCAGAAGGCCAAAUGCUACAGAAGUUGGGACUGCACAGACAGACAGAUGGACUGCCUGGAGCUGGCCAGCAAUGUGCACCAGCUUUUGGGUGCAGAGGAAGCCAAAGCCACCCUGAACGACUCGGAGAGCCUGGCAGUGAGUGGACGUGGUGGUUUGGCCACCGGAGUUACAGCCACAUCCAGAUUGCCUGGAAUGAAAGCAAACCGCCUGGAGAGACGGCCGCUGACCUACGGAGCUGACCACAGCGGUGAUUCAUCUCACUGUCUUGGCCACUUGUCCUUCCUGGAACAGCAGCAGAACUCCACAGAGGAAAAUGCCACUGCCAGCAUCCAUCGCAUCUCUUCCAGGCACUGGAGCCAGGCACCUUGGUCCCCGUCCUCCAGUCCCCCGGAGUCCUUGCCUCAGCAAACCCUGCCCAGCCCCAAGAGCCCCAGGCAGAGCCACUCCAGAUCAAGCUUCUCCACACUCUCUUUAGAGGAAAACAGCAUCUCUGAGCAGCAGGAAGGGAGGCGGUCCCAAAGCUCACCAGCCAGCCUGGACACACCUACUGCAGCCACCUGGGAGCUGUGCCACCAGCCGGGUGUGACGGGAGGUAGGACAACGGGAGUUAGGACAACAGGAGGUAGGACACUGCAGGCACGCAAGGCCCUCAGUCCCUUGCUGCGUGACUGUGCCGCCAUGGAGCGUGUCAGCAAGAUGUCCUCCUAUCAGGCUGAUUACUGGGCAUGCGCCAUACCUGAUUCAUUACCCCCAUCCCCGGAUCGUCAGUCUCCCCACUGGAACCCCAAUAAAGAGUAUGAGGACUUGCUGGACUAUACAUACCCGCUGAAGCCAAAGUACAAGCUUGGGAAGGUGCCGGAGCCUUUAUUCCACGACUCAGGAGUAGAUCUGGACAGCUUCUCUCUGUCUCCUGAGGGCACUUUCAGAUCCACCAGCAUCUAUGGCCUAGGUUGGCAGGAUCAAGGAAGGAGAGAGAAUCAGCAUCAGGGGGCUGUGGCUUCCACAAGGAGAAACUCCACACCAGUGGCUGGAAAAGCAGGCAAUGCGGGAGCUCUCUCUCGCUACGAACCUUCUCCCAUUGCAAAAGCAUCCUUGGCAAGGAGCGCUUCCUCUGCUGGCGCAGCAGGUCCUGCUGGAGGUUUUGCUAAGGGUUUAACGUUAUCCGGGUUAGCCAGACUGAGUUCAUUUGAUUGCCCUGAUGUGGAUGGGGGAAGCUGGUGUACCAGGAAUCCCUUUUCCAGUCACAAAGGAAAGGUGAAAAGCGCUGAGAGGUUUCUGCCUACAACACAAGUACUCCCCUUGAGAAGGGAGUGGGACGGUGAUGAAGAAUUCCUUUCCCUGCCUCCCCGGCUCCGGGAGCUGGAAACAUUGUCUCAGAUUUUGUCUGAUCUUUCCUUAACUAUAAGGACACCCAGGCAAAGCCACUGGGACUCUCCACCUCGCAGCAAUGGCCUGGAGUCUAAAUGGGCUCCUUUUGGAAAAGUGGGCAGCAGGGACCAAAGGCAGAGAACUGGAGGCCCUGCUGGGCUCUGUCACCCCUACGGCUGGGACAGCACUCAGCCAAGCAGCAGAAUCAACAGAGACCCUCUGCACAGACCGCAUCUCCCUGCCAGCAGCAGGGCUGUACUGGAGGGGACACGCCUGAGCAGGCUGCACGCUGCAGGCUGUCCCACAGAGGGGGAGCAGUGGAGUGAGUCUCUCACCCAGUGCAUUAAGGUGUUUUGCCACCAGCUGGAGGAGCUCAUCUGUUGGCUGUAUGAUGUGGCUGACACGGCGGACGGCUGGGUGCCUCCUAUGCCUGAUGCUGCCAGCGUGAGGGCAGCGCUGCACCGUUACCUGGAGUUCAGGAAGGACGUGGCCGACCACCGGAGCCUGACAGAGAGCGUGCUGCAGCGUGGAGCUGCUCUGCUUGAGUGCAUGGCCUCCAAUUCGCCAGCCUUAAAGGACACGCUGGGUUUGAUCGAGAAGCAGUCAGAGGAGCUGGAGAACCACGCAGAGCGCCUGUACCAGUCGGUCCUGGCUGCUGUGGGUCCUGUGCAGGGGGAGAGCAGCAGCAGUGCACAGCAGGCAGCAGCUCAGGCACCAGAGGCCCAGUGGUCGAGCAGGGUGCUGCCUCCAUCAGAGCUGAGCUUCAUCAGCCAGGCUCAGGAGGGCUGAGCAGAGCGACUGCACAGACAGCUCCGCAGGGAUACCGCUGCUGCGCUGGCCAACGUGGGCCCAUUUGGUUUGGUUUUUACUGUAGCCACAGAAGGGCAAGCUGUACAGCAGUUGCUUGGCUCCUGGCAUUGCUGUUAUUGCUAAGCUGGGGAGCUCUACGAGUGAGGAAAGUACAGCUCCCCACCUCCUUCUUUAUUGGAACGUAGCUUACUCUUUUAUUGCAGUGCUCUGUCCUACGUGGCAGGAGCACAUUUUUUUAGCUGAGUAAUCCAUAGUGUGCAGUGCAACUCACACCUAAGUAAAGCUGUGUGAUUCUAA
This is a messenger RNA of Meleagris gallopavo (turkey), 2750 nucleotides long. It is a transcript of the gene CEP68, whose product is annotated as centrosomal protein 68. The record is from RefSeq and is a predicted model, not a curated record. NCBI's taxonomy places the organism in Eukaryota, Metazoa, Chordata, Aves, Galliformes, Phasianidae.